Mesorhabditis spiculigera is the source of this 312-nucleotide messenger RNA. Lineage: Eukaryota; Metazoa; Nematoda; Chromadorea; Rhabditida; Rhabditidae. The record is from the annotation of a GenBank genome assembly.
AUGUGUGCAUCCCACGAGGUCAAACCGGUCCAUCAUCUAUCCAACACAAGACGAGAGUUGAGAGACCACGACAACAACAUGCAGAAACUUCUGGUGCUCCUCGUCGUUUGCUGUCUGAUGUACCCGACGAUGGCACAAUACGGCUACGGAUACAGUCCGUACGGAUACGGAGGGUACGGUGGCGGAUACGGUGGCGGAUAUGGAUAUCGCCCGUAUGGCGGAUACGGAAUGUACGGCGGCGGCGGAAACCCCGUCGGCGGUAUGCUGCAAGGCGCACUAAUGGGAGGAAUGAUGGGCGCCAUGAUGGGUCGA